CUCGCCUCAGUCAUUCCCUUCGAACCCUAGCCGCCAUCCUCCUCCUCCUCCUCCUCAUCGUACUCUCCGGCGAGACUCACCGUUGCUGAGAUGGCCGACACCCUGGUCCUCCGCGGUACGAUGCGAGGCCACAGCGAUAUGGUAACGGCCAUCGCCGCCCCCGUCGACAACUCCGACAUGAUCGUCUCCUCCUCCCGGGACAAGUCCGUCCUCGUCUGGCACCUCACCAAGGAUGCCCCCGCCGCUUUAGCCGACGGUUCUGGCGCCGGCUCUGCCUACGGUGUCCCCCGCCGCCGUCUUACCGGUCACUCUCACUUCGUCGAGGACGUGGUCCUCUCCUCGGAUGGCCAGUUCGCCCUGUCCGGCUCCUGGGAUGGCGAUCUCCGCCUCUGGGACCUCUCCACAGGCGCCACCACACGCCGCUUCUCUGGCCACACCAAGGACGUCCUCUCUGUUUCCUUCUCCGUCGACAACCGCCAGAUCGUCUCCGCCUCCCGUGACCGUACCAUCAAGCUCUGGAACACACUCGGCGAGUGCAAGUACACCAUCCAGGACGCCGACGCCCACACCAACUGGGUCAGCUGCGUCCGCUUUAGCCCCAACGCUUACCAGCCCACCAUCGUCUCCGGCUCCUGGGACCGCACUAUCAAGGUGUGGAAUCUGACCAACUGCAAGCUCCGGAGCACCCUCGCCGGUCACUCCGGAUACGUCAACACUGUUGCUGUCAGCCCCGACGGUUCCCUCUGUGCCAGUGGCGGCAAGGAUGGGGUCACGCUGCUGUGGGACCUCGCAGAGGGCAAGCGCCUCUACUCGCUUGAUGCUGGUGCCAUCAUCCACUCUCUUUGCUUCAGCCCCAACCGGUAUUGGCUGUGCGCUGCCACCCAGGAGAGCGUCAAGAUCUGGGACCUUGAGAGCAAGACCAUUGUGCAGGAUCUCAAACCUGAGACCACCACCACCAAGAAUCAGAUGCUGUACUGCACAAGCUUAACAUGGAGUGCAGAUGGUAGCACGCUGUUCACUGGUUACACUGAUGGAACCAUCAGAGUCUGGGAGAUACGAUACUAGACAUGGAGGAGCUAAUCCGAAACUCGCACUAUGCUUAUUUUUGCUUGGAGACAGACAUAAUGCUUGUUAGUUUUCGUUAUUCUGAUUGAUAUUUCUGGCAAUUUAGUUUGUUGUUCUUUGGAAUUUUAAGUAGCUCUUCGAAGCUAUUCUCAUUUGAAAGCUGUGAUACAGUUCCUUUGAUUUCAUAGUAAUUGCUAUCAUUAAAUUAUCUCGUCCA
Molecule: messenger RNA, 1282 nt
Organism: Musa acuminata subsp. malaccensis (wild Malaysian banana)
Lineage: Eukaryota; Viridiplantae; Streptophyta; Magnoliopsida; Zingiberales; Musaceae
Product: small ribosomal subunit protein RACK1
Biological process (GO): positive regulation of protein phosphorylation; rescue of stalled cytosolic ribosome
Cellular component (GO): nucleus; cytosol
Molecular function (GO): ribosome binding; translation regulator activity; protein kinase C binding
Source: RefSeq, a predicted model, not a curated record